GGAUCCAGCACAGCUGCACUGCCAGGCUGUAAGCGGCUGCGAGCAAGAGAUCCCCAGAGCAAGAGAGCUAGAGAGCGAGUGGCGGGCGCUCGCCCUGCGUCUCCCCUCACCCCGCCGCGCGCCCCACUCGCCUCUCCAUCCUGCCCCGCUCGGCCCGGCCAGGACCCGGAGCGGCCACAGCCCCAAGCUCUGGGGCGGCGCGGGCAGCCUCGGGACUAUACGGCGCACCGCCGCGUCCCCAGACAAAGGCUUGGCCGGCGGCCCCGGCCCGCUGCGCCCUCGGCUCCCCGCCUCUCCAGCUCGCCGCUCUUCGUCCCCGGGCGGCCCGGCGCAAAGUUUCCCCUGCGGCGGCGGCGGCGGCUGCGCCCCGCGUCAGCGAUGGCCGCGGAGCUGAGUAUGGGGCCCGAGUUGCCCACCAGCCCGCUGGCCAUGGAGUAUGUCAAUGACUUCGACCUGCUCAAGUUCGACGUGAAGAAGGAGCCGCUGGGGCGCGCCGAGCGCCCGGGACGGCCCUGUACGCGCUUGCAGCCGGCCGGCUCAGUGUCGUCCACGCCGCUCAGCACGCCGUGUAGCUCGGUGCCCUCGUCGCCCAGCUUCAGCCCUACCGAGAAGACCCACCUCGAGGACCUGUACUGGAUGGCGAGUAACUACCAGCAGAUGAACCCCGAGGCGCUCAACCUGACGCCCGAAGACGCGGUGGAGGCUCUCAUCGGCUCGCACCCAGUGCCACAGCCGCUGCAGAGCUUCGACGGCUUCCGCGGCGCGCACCACCACCACCAUCACCACCACCACCCACACCCGCACCAUGCGUACCAGGCUGCCGGCGUGGCCCACGACGAACUGGGCCCACAUGCGCACCCGCACCAUCACCACCAUCACCAAGCGUCGCCGCCGCCGUCCAACGCGGCCAGCCCCACGCAGCAGCUACCCACCAGCCACCCCGGGGCAGGGCCGCAUGCUGCGGCCGCGGCGACGGCGGCUGGCGGCAGCGGCAGUGUGGAGGACCGCUUCUCCGACGACCAGCUCGUGUCCAUGUCGGUGCGCGAGCUGAACCGCCACCUGCGGGGCUUCACCAAGGACGAGGUGAUCCGCCUGAAGCAGAAGCGGCGGACCCUGAAGAACCGGGGCUACGCCCAGUCUUGCAGGUAUAAACGCGUCCAGCAGAAACACCACCUGGAGAAUGAGAAGACGCAGCUCAUUCAGCAGGUGGAGCAGCUUAAGCAGGAGGUGUCCCGGCUGGCCCGAGAGAGAGACGCCUACAAGGUCAAGUGCGAGAAACUCGCCAACUCCGGCUUCAGGGAGGCGGGCUCCACCAGCGACAGCCCCUCCUCUCCCGAGUUCUUUCUGUGAGUCGUGGCCGGUCUCGGCCCCCGCCCUUGCCCCGGCCCGGACUCCCCGUCCCGUGUCCCCAGUCCCGGAACCUCCCGGACCCUGUCCCUGCCACGGCCCCAGCCUUGACCUGUUUGACUUGGAGAGGGAGGAAGGGCGCGCGGGCCGCGGGCGACGGGCGGGCGCGCGGGCGGGUAGGGGAUCUCGGCCAAGGCGAGAGCAACGCGCGCCAGCGCCGCCUCCUAGACUGGAGCAGAGCCAGAGAGAGACCAGAGGGUGGGAGGUCCCAGAGCAACUUUUCUCCAGGCUGGAGGGCAGCGAGGCAUAGUCCUAAGGAGUCGCCAAGGCCGUCUGGAGACUCCUGGCUUUCUGAACUUUGCGCGUUAAGCCGGGGCCGCUUCCUCGUUGCCCGGAGCGCAGUCCGCCCGAGGAAGAGAGCAGCGAGGAGAGGAGAGGAGGGGAACCCUGGCGUACCCGCAGGCGAGAGACAAGGCUGAGCGGAGGAAGGACAGAUGGACCUGUCUUGUCCAGGGUCUGGACAACACUGGCUGUCAGCCCGGGGCCGCGGGCCUCAGUUAGGACGUUCGGCGCGCAAAUCUCAUCAGUUUUAUUGCCUGCUCGAUUAUAUAGGAAAAAAAAUAAGAAAAUCUGCAUUAAAAAUAUUAAUCCUGCAUGCUGGACAUGUAUGGUAAUAAUUUCUAUUUUGUACCAUUUUCUUGUUUAACUUUAGCAUGUUGUUGAUCAUGGAUCAUAACCCCCUUGUUUCUUUGGUUGGAAGGGAUUGCAGUUCGGAAACUCCAGCGACUGCGUGCGCUGUUCGGGUUUCAGUCCUGGCUGUUGGCUUGUAAAUACCCGCCCCGCCAAAUCGCAUAGAGAACGUGGCCGCGAGCUGAGUGUCUUUGUUUGGGUUUAUUAUUAUGACUUUUUCUUUUUUAUAUAAGUAGAGAAAUAAAAGUUCCGGGCACUUUGCAUCAGCAUCGGAAAACAACUUUUUGUCUUGGGGCACCCUUGGAAGUUGCAUGUUCUCUUCUCCUUCUCUGCCCCCCAUUCAGUCCUCUUUUUCCUCUCGCUUUAGUUUUCAGGAUUUUUUUUUUUUUGAGGGGGGGUGUUGAGAGAGGAAGAGAAAACUGGACUUCUAGCUCUCCAGUACCAGGGCAGGGCAGGACAGCUGCGGACUUCCGCACCCCGAGGCCCGAGGUACGCUUGCUCCUCUCCUAGUCUUAAGGCCAAAUUGACACCCCAACCAGAAAGGAAAGGAAAAUAGCUCUUGUUUGCUUUUUAGUGUAACCAGACUCACCCCAGGGUCCUUUUGCAACCUCCAAGGCCCUUACUAAUUGCAGCAGCCGCAGCGCUCCUAAAGGCGAGCAGCUUCGCCAGCCCGUGGUGACCUGAGCUUAUGCUGAAUCAACCGCCAUGCCCUGAAAUGUACCAAAAACCCAAACUUCGGCAAGUAAUUUUGCAACUUUCAAGUGCGUUCUUUAGAGCAACACGUUAUGUGUAUUUCUUUGCCUGCUUUUGAAAUAACAGGGCGAGUUAUUGGUGGUGUUCUUCCCCCUUCGGUUGUAUAAUAGUUAUAGGGAAAAUCUGGGUGGCUUUUUUUGUUUUGUUAUUAUUAUUUUUUUUUCCUGCAGGUCAGUAAAAGGAUUUAAGUUGCACUGACAAAAAUACCAAAAUGAAAGCGUGUUUUUUAGUCCCCAUUUGAAAUUGCUGGCGCUGCUGGCCGGAUGCAUUUUGAGUUUGUAUUAGUCGAUAAAUUAACAGUAAUAACAAGAUUGUAUGAACCGCAUGGUGCUUGCAGUUUUAAAUAUUGUGGAUAUUCGUCCUGCAUCAGAAACGAGCUUCGGUUUUUACGGAUUCAACUGUGUUGAAAUCAGACUUGCUGCAACGGAAAUUGUUUUUAUUUCAUGUAAAAUAAGGGAUCAAUUUCAAACCCUGCUUAUGAUAUGAAAAUAUUAAAACCUAGUCUAUUGUAGUUUUAUUCAGACUGGUUUCUGUUUUUUGGUUAUUAAAAUGGUUUUCCUAUUUUGCUUAUUAAAACCAUGGAAAUGGUGUUUAUUUAGAGGACUCCGUGUUCGCAUGACUUGGACUUUCUUCUCUUGCCCUUUCAACAGUUGCACCAACUUUUGGGUGCUCUCAUCCCCUUGCCCCUGGAAAAUCAAACCAAAUCUGGGCCAAUGUCUCCCUUGAGUUGCCUGAGUGAGUGUGGGUAUGUGAGCCUCAAAUGUGUUCUCUGCUUCCCACCUUAGGUACAGACCCGGGUCAGGAGCCGGCUUGUGAGCUGAGACGGUGCAGGUCCAAAAGGCUUUGGAGUCCCUAGCAGAUGCCACAUUUGUGGGGCUUCCAGGCUUUGGCAUCAGGACUGCCCUGCUAACCUAACAGCUCUGAGGCUGAGGAUGGCUGAGCCCAGGAGCUGCCACCCCCUGAGGGGAAGCUGGGGCUUUUUGGUGCUCAGCUCCAGCUGCCCCACUGCCCUCGUUCUCCCACUUGGGCUACAUGGCCCUUGACUUUCUGCAGCACAUCUCUCAGGGAGAUGCUGGAGGUGCCCAGAGUUAGAAUGCCUGUCCCUCACACCUCUCCCCCACUUACAGAUGCAGGUAGAACCCAGUUCUAGGGUUUGGGAGCAGGAAGCUUCCAGACAGGAAGCCUCUUCCUUCGGACUUUUUUCUGGGGUGACACGCCCAGGGCGCGCUGGAGGCUCAGGUCUGGGGCCUCCAGUCUUGCAGCAGAGCACUGCAUGGCUGGACCUGGAUUUUAGUGACUCCCCGAAUCCGGUCAGAGAGGGGGUCUGAAGCGUUCUUCUAAUGCAACAGCACUGUCUGCAGUCUGGAGUCCUCUGCCCGAAAGGUGGUCCACAGAACCUCUCCUUUCCCAGGCUCUUUAGGGGUGCUGGGAAGAGUGGUGCCAGCCCAGGUUACCCAAAAUCCCUCCCGCCUCCUUGGAAUCCCGGUCGAUAACUCAGGGCCCCAGACAUCUUGAAGGCAGGAUCCCCCCCAAAUCCCAGAAAGGCUUCUGUGCUCCUUUGGCAACAGCAGGCUCCGAGGGCCCUCCAGUCGCCUCAGACCCCAUUUCCUCAGUUGGGGAGGAACAGCCUGUUCUCUGGUUGGGAGCUCCUAGCAUGAAUUUACAAGAAUGGACUGGGGAGGUAGAGGAGACCUAAGGAGUGUCGUUCCAGUUGUCAGGUGCUGGAGCUGAGUAGUGCCUGAGAGAAAGAAGGGGAGUGUGAAGUUAGCAGGGAGUAGAUUUUGGCCUGGAUCCCUGGAGGCUUGGGGGUAAGGGUCUGGGCUGGGGAGGACAGGGGGAAAUACCCCCCAAACCAAGGCUGCAGAUAAUGUUAGCAGUAAUUUGCACUGUUACAGCGCUUUGGGGGAGUUUAGUAAGAAAAGGGAAUUUCCUUUGGAGGCCCAGUUCAUUUCAUCAACCCAAAGUGGUGUGUGCGUGUGUGGGGGGCGCUUUGGCUGUGAUCGGAGAGGCCGUGGGCAGCUGAGCCUGGCUGCGGGGCAACCCUGCCUUGUGUGCACAGAUGAAAGCAAAAGGUGUGAUUAGCUGGGUCAUGGCGUGUGCCAAUGCGGGACCACACAACUUGAUAGGGACAUCUCAGUGGAUACAAGCAUAUCUCCUUUGGGGCGAAGCAGGCCUCAGCGAGGUAGACCCGCUGCCCUCAUAGCCGGAAGAAACCCCACAGCUUGGGCUGAAGGGGAUCACAACUCUGGGGGUUGACGCUCUAAACUCUGUGGCCUGAGUCCCUGGGGACUCAUCCGAAGCCACUGGCAUCCUUGGCCUCAGAGUCACGCCGACUUUGUGCUUGAAAAGUCUCGGCUUAGGGGAGGCAAACAAACUCCGAAGGUGAGUCUUCCUUGGCCAGGGCGCCAAGGUACAAACACCCACCCAGUAACAGACACCAUCACUCCGUACCUAGAACAUGGGCCAGGACGGGUCAGAGUGACCAACUGCUUCUUGGAGAAGCUGGCAGCCCCACGGCAUAGCGACACACGGUCAGAAUCACAGACACCCACGUCCUGGUCCAUGCUGAUACCCACGCAGGCUCUGUGGGGCCCUGCACCAGCCCAUCAUCUGGGCACCCACAGGCCGAGGCGCACGCGGGCAGGGUCUGGCAGAGCCGGGGGGAGGCUGGGCCUCGGGAGCCCCAGCUCAGCAAGCAGGCCCGGCCACGUCUCCAUCCUCAGCCUGCAGUGGUCACCCGCGACGAUAACCCGGACCCGGCGCCCUCAAGCCCGGGAAUAUCGAGCUGGGUCCUGAGGCGGGCCCGCUGGCCCCGCUCUGGUGGCGCCCCGCAACCCUCACCCCUUUCUGUUCCCAGCCCUGUCCCUCGCUCGGGGGCUCCUCGCAGGCCUCCCCGGCCCGGGGGAGAAUUCUCCCUGCGGCAGAAGCCUUCCAACCCGCACGGGUCCCACGUAGACAGGCCGGCGCCUGCACCCGGGGACGCGCGCGGAGACCGCAGACACCGGGAGGCACACAGGGGCAACGCAGGUCCCGGGCCCGCGGCUCCUCUCCGGGGGUCGCCCUAGUCCGGUCCCAUGGGAAGCACUCCGCUUGCGACCCCUGAAUUUCUCGGGUGUGCGGUGGCUGUGCCCGUGAGACCCGCGGCGCCACCUUCAGCCGGGCGGGUCGGGAGGGCGCGGCGGCGCUUCCCGGGAGCUCCAGUCCUUCCACGUGCCGCGCACUCUCUCUUUGCCAUUUCCCAUUCCUUCAAACCUCUUUUCGCAACCUCUUUCAUUUCAGAAAACUUUCUCCCGCGUUUUCUUUUCUGCCUUUUAUACCGGCGCUGCCUGGUGGGGAAGGGCUGUGGGAGCCGGCGCUGAGGUGUCUGGUAUGUGCGGGAUGAUGAGGAGGGACCGAGGUGGAGGGGCUGGAGUCCCUGGAGCCACAGCGCAGCGCUGGUGCCAGGGGCACCUGCUUGGGGAUCUCCCCUUUACUACUCCAGCUCCUCAGCCUUUCCUUCCGUCCAGGAGCUCUGGGCGGCAGGGCUGUCUGCGGCUGGUAGGAGCAAGGUCCUUGCCGGGGCCUGGAGGCAAAGCUGGGCUCUCCGUGAGACCCAGGUAUCCUUCACUCCCAGCCAGGCUUCCCUUGGUCCAGGUCUCUGGGUUUUUCUGUGACAGGGCAACCCCUUUCCUGUCAGGUGGUGGCCGAGUCCUAAGCACCCACUGUGGCUUGAGCCUGUCCACCUACUGGGGGAGCUGUUAGUAACCAGGCAAACACACCAGGCUGACCACUUGACUUUUUUUGUGACCUGGAGCUGCAGCUUCUGCACCCACUGCCACACUAGGCAAGGAAACCCCACCCUACCCCCAACCCUAACAAAGAAACAAAAAAUCCCUUUUUCUCUCAGAGCCCUGGACACAACUAGGUUUAGGGAUUUUAGUUACUCCCUUGCAGGCAUUCAGAUGUAACAUGUGCCUUCUGGGCCUUUCAGUUUUCAGGAAGAAAGACUCUGAACUGGCUUCUUGCAUAACCCUUCCCUCCGCAGCCAGAGAUCUGAUGGCCUGGCCUCUCAUCCCACAGACAGUGUGUUUGGAUUUGUUAUGUAAGAAAGGGGAGGAUUAGAGGUUUGCUCUGCCCAUCCUCCCCACCAAAAUAAAAGUCCUAAAAUGGCACAUCCUAUUGCCAGCAUCUUUUCCAGCUGCAAAAACAAUCACAACACCCAACCCAUGUCUUUAGUGGACCCUACAGGACAGAGUAGAACGGUCCCAUAGGGUUUCCAAGGCUGUAAAUUUUACGGGAGCAGACUGCCACACACAUUUUUCUCCUGCAGAGUGGCUAGUGGGUUUGAACUGCUGACCUUUAGCUGAGAGCUUACCACUGCACCACUGCACCACUGCACCACUGCACCAACCAACCAAUGGUGCCGUCAAGUGGAUUCCAAGGAGGAGCUGCUGGAUCAGAACUGCCAACAUU
Loxodonta africana (African savanna elephant) is the source of this 7242-nucleotide messenger RNA. RefSeq names its product MAF bZIP transcription factor B (gene MAFB). Gene Ontology annotation, cellular component: nucleus. The transcript has a single exon. Bases 379 to 1350 code for a protein of 323 amino acids. NCBI's taxonomy places the organism in Eukaryota, Metazoa, Chordata, Mammalia, Proboscidea, Elephantidae. Gene Ontology annotation, biological process: regulation of transcription by RNA polymerase II; regulation of myeloid cell differentiation. The record is from RefSeq and is a predicted model, not a curated record. Gene Ontology annotation, molecular function: DNA-binding transcription factor activity, RNA polymerase II-specific; RNA polymerase II cis-regulatory region sequence-specific DNA binding.